This is a messenger RNA of Hippopotamus amphibius kiboko, 709 nucleotides long. RefSeq names its product prepronociceptin (gene PNOC). The coding region runs from base 44 to 649 and encodes 201 amino acids. The record is from RefSeq and is a predicted model, not a curated record. The transcript is spliced from 4 exons. Gene Ontology annotation, biological process: chemical synaptic transmission; sensory perception; neuropeptide signaling pathway. NCBI's taxonomy places the organism in Eukaryota, Metazoa, Chordata, Mammalia, Artiodactyla, Hippopotamidae. Gene Ontology annotation, molecular function: opioid receptor binding. Gene Ontology annotation, cellular component: neuronal cell body; plasma membrane; axon terminus.
CGGCUACUGACAGCUCCCAGCAUCCUCUUCUGGCUCCUGCACCAUGAAAAUCCUGUUCUGUGACCUCCUACUGCUCAGCCUCUUCUCCAGCGUGUCCAGCAGCUGUCAGAAGGACUGUCUGGCCUGCAGAGAGAAGCUCCGUCCGGCUCUUGAUAGCUUCAACCUUGAGGUGUGCAUCCUCGAGUGUGAAGGGAAGGUCUUUGCUGGCCCUCGCUGGACUCCGUGCACCAAGGUCAUGGCCAGGGGCUACUGGCAGCUCAGUCCUGCUGACCCAGACCACGUGGCGGCUGCUCUUGACCAGCCAAGAGCCUCUGAGAUGCAGCAUCUGAAGCGAAUGCCCCGCGUCAGGAGCCUCUUCCAAGCUCAGAAAGGGACAGAGCCCGGCAUGGAGGAGGUGGGGGAGAUGGAGCAGAAGCAGCUGCAGAAGAGGUUCGGGGGCUUCACCGGGGCCCGGAAGUCGGCCCGGAAGUUGGCCAACCAGAAGCGGUUCAGUGAGUUUAUGAGGCAGUACCUGGUCCUGAGUAUGCAGUCCAGCCAGCGCAGGCGCACCCUGCACCAGAAUGGUGUCCGGGUGAUCCCCAAAUCAGCAUGUCUCCAGCCCCAGACCUGCCGGCUGGGAGUCAGGAUUCCUUCCUCCCCAAGGCACUGAGGCAGGCCUUGGCUCCAGGCCUCCACCCCCAGGGCCCAGCCCCCUCUGGUUGUCCUUCCC